Messenger RNA from Nylanderia fulva, 1849 nucleotides. The record is from RefSeq and is a predicted model, not a curated record. Lineage: Eukaryota; Metazoa; Arthropoda; Insecta; Hymenoptera; Formicidae.
ACAGACGACGCGUAAAAUUCGGGAGUGCCGUUAAAAGUAUUGUACGUACAAGUGCGGGAGUGCCGUUAAAAUUAAGUAUCGCGCGUGUUAAUCAACUUUGACGACUCUGAUAACUUAUUAGAGGAGGAGGAGGUCUGGGAAAGACGUCGGGCACCAGCGCAACAACCAUGGGAUCACCGUAGCUUCAGGUCAAUGCAGUUAACUUCGCUGUUACGCAUCGACCGAUCAAUUUAAUCCACGUAAUCGCUGUUAUGCAUCGAUCGGUGAAAAGAAACGAAAUCAGUGUGAACACAAGCUAGGAUAUUAAUCAAAAUGAGAUUCAGAUUUCUUGGUGACGGCGAUUGUCCUGAUUGGUUGUUGGCGGAAAUCAAUACACUUUCGCGAAUGACUUCGAUUAAAAUGAAAAUGUUAGGUCAAGCAGUGGCUAAAUAUUUGACCGAAGGAGAACUUGACGAGGAAAAGAUAAAAAAGAUCACACAAGACGCUAAACUUGAUGUGAAUGAUGCAAAAGCAAUGGUAGCCGCUCUUGAAUUGAUCUUUACAUCUUCCGCCCGUUAUGGUGUUUCUGCUGCUGACUUGAGCAACGAGCUGCAACAAUUAGGACUACCGCGAGAGCAUAGCACUGCUGUAGCAAGACUUCACACAGAUCACUGCUCUCAGAUCACGGCUGUCCUUUCGUCUCAAUCUUUAAGAGUCAGUCGCUUGUCCUCCAUCGAAGUGUUACCUUGCGAUAGUACUUCGCCUGUUUCUACAGUGGCAUUAAAAUUGAAGAAAAUAGACGGCAAUGAAGAAGAUUCCACUAUAAAUAUCUCGAAAGAUGAUGUGCAAGUAUUGUUGAAAGGUAUUUCGGAGGAGCCGUCAAUAAUGACACAUCAAUUAAGCGCUUUCUCUUUCUCUCUCUCUUUCUCUCUCUCGCGAUUAUACACACGUUCCUGGGACGCGAUUCUUUUUAUUUUUUUUUUUGGAGGGCUCUGACCGGCUCUUUCGUCAACGCUCUUGCUGUGGAACCAAGGAUUUUGCAUGAUCAAUGAUUAAAAUAAUAAGAAAAAAAAAUAUUUUGAUCAGUCAGUUUUUUUCUUUUAGUAUCACUAGCUUCGUGUUCCUUAACUCUGUGUAGACGAGUUUAUAAAUCUUAUAUAAAAAUGUCAAAAUUAUGUGGAUUCCAUCUAUUUUUCAUGGAAAAUUUCUUAUUCCGAUUUGACGUUGUUAAAUAUUUAUUUUAAAUGAAUAGAAGUGUCUGCAGAUAAGGAUUAAAAUAUCUGUUAAUCUAUUGAAAUAAUUAUCUUUUGUAAAAGGAUUUGCAGAUCUAUUAUAGUAUUGUUUCCUUUUUAUUGCGGUGUUGUAACGAUAUGCAUAAUGUAAAAUACUUUGCCAACAAUUAAAUAUAUAUGAUAUAAAUAAAUAUAUAUUCUAGUUAAGAUUAUACUCUCGUCAACGAGUCAAGAUACAAGCGAUUCAAGGAUGCUUAUCAUGACAAUAGCAAUAAUUCCUUGCUUCCGAAACGCCCCCGGUGCGGAGCCUUCCUCGACUGUCUACGGUCACAUACCUACGUCUAGGUUCUAGCCGGAUCUAAAACGAAUUAGAGUACGGUCGCUGACACUAGACGGUAAAAAAAUAUUUCUGCGAGAGGCAGCUUUUGUAUCUCUCAUCGCCGCGCUCGAUUUCUCGCGUACGUCGACGUCGACUACAUGAUUUUAAUGCAAAUAUAACGAAGCGAAAUCGUCGAGAGCGGGACGAGCAUCUCUAGAAAUUGUGUUGACAUAUGAUAGAUAUGCUUUACAUUUAAAUAUAUAUAUAUGUAAAUUUGUAAGAAAAAAUUCUGCAUACGAAUAAAACAGCGAAAUAUGAA